UGACUCAUGACUCCUCCCACUGGUCUCACUUCUCAUUAUGUCCGGGUGCUGAGGUUUUUUAGUUCCUAGAGGCUGGACUUUUAGCUAGCUCAACAUACAUACACAUAAUUUAUCUCUUUUGUCGUUGCAGGGGCUUUAAUUCAUAACUGAAUCAUGGCAGUGAACACAGGAACCUCUCUAGUGCUGUCCAGUCUGCUGUCAGUGCUGGUGUUUGCUGGGAUGCAGAUGUUCAGUAAACAGCUGGGAUCUACUGAGUGGCUCACCAUCCUUGGAGGUUUCCUGGGCUCAGUCCUCUUUAUCUGCUCCCUCACCGCAUUUAAUAAUCUGGAAAACUUGAUUUUUGGGAAGGGAUUUCAAGCCAAGAUAUUCCCAGAGAUCCUUGUGUGCCUGUGCCUGUCACUGUUUGCCUCUGGUCUGGUGCACCGUGUUUGUGUCACCACAUGCCUGAUAUUCUCUCUCUUCGCCCUGUACUACAUCAACAAAGUAUCUGCAGCUCUCUACCAAGCCGCUGUUCCCACAGCGACACCAGCCAAAGCAGCCAGCAAAGGAAAAAGGAAGAACUGAUCAAACUGUUCAGCCCAUCUGCAACCAGUAAACGAGUCAAUAUUACACAAGUGCUAAUGGCCACUACAACACAGCGCUAGCAUAUUUUUGUAUAAUCUCUUAAAUACAAAAAAAUCCCUUGUUGUAUUUGUCCAGGCUUCUAAAAGUCUGUAACCAGUAUGUCAUCAAAGUUCUGUUUUAUUUUAUCUUAUAUUUUUUUAUUCAAAUUUGAACAAUGGAGAAAUACCGCUGGUAUUAGACAUUCCAAUAUUUUGCUUUGCCUUUGCUCUGUUUUUACACUACUGGCUGCAAAGAGAUUCAAAGAUCCCAUCAUGUUAUUUGUGUAUUCAUCAGUACACCAAGUUUCUUUUUUGUCGUUUAAUUCAUUUUGUAAUUAAACUCUUUAAAAGAC
Messenger RNA from Labrus mixtus (cuckoo wrasse), 955 nucleotides. It is a transcript of the gene krtcap2, whose product is annotated as keratinocyte associated protein 2. The record is from RefSeq and is a predicted model, not a curated record. Lineage: Eukaryota; Metazoa; Chordata; Actinopteri; Labriformes; Labridae. Bases 154 to 564 code for a protein of 136 amino acids. The transcript has 5 exons.